Molecule: messenger RNA, 693 nt
Organism: Fusarium pseudograminearum CS3096
Lineage: Eukaryota; Fungi; Ascomycota; Sordariomycetes; Hypocreales; Nectriaceae
Exons: 1
Coding region: 1-693 (230 amino acids)
Source: RefSeq, a predicted model, not a curated record
AUGCUUCUUCAAAGCCUCCUCGUCUCUUCUGCCCUCCUAGCCUCAGUCCAGGCUGGGCCAACGGUCCCUGUCCAAGCUCUCGCAAAGCGCGAUGGUCUCCCCGUCUGCGACGACACUCCCAGGACCUACGAAGGCCCCUACACCGACGGCGAAGGAACCUACGUAACUUCAGACCGAACCACGCACCCCUACAAGUUCCCCAAGGUUCGCAAGUGCUGGUACGACUACUUCGUCCUCGAGACCUCCGUCGAGCACACCCCAUGGCAAAAGGCCUCUGGUGACAUCUACUGCACCGGAACCCAAGUCUGCACGGCCACUAAGCUUGUUGGCAAGGAAGUCUGUCAAGAGAGAUCAGAGAGCGUCAGCGUCAACGUCGGCGCUGAAAUCGAGGGCAUUUCUCUCGGCCUCAGCUUCUCGGUUACGGAAUCCGAGUCCAAGUGUGUCCAGGGCCAGGACCUCACCGCUUGUACUUGGGACGAUGGCGCUUGCCACACUGUCUGGACCCAGCAGCAGGUCCUUAAGCAGAAGGGAUACCGCCGCCAGCGAUGUAACUGGGGUAACGGUGACGAAACUCAGUGCAUGGACAACUGGGAACAGACUACGCCGUCUGACUUUGUCGACUACGGUUGCGGAUCCAAGUGUACUGAUACUAACACCUGUGGCAACACUGAUGGCACGCCUUGCUCUAAGUGA